Messenger RNA from Daphnia pulicaria, 591 nucleotides. RefSeq names its product globin C, coelomic-like. The transcript is spliced from 4 exons. The coding region runs from base 1 to 591 and encodes 196 amino acids. The record is from RefSeq and is a predicted model, not a curated record. NCBI's taxonomy places the organism in Eukaryota, Metazoa, Arthropoda, Branchiopoda, Diplostraca, Daphniidae. Gene Ontology annotation, molecular function: heme binding; oxygen binding.
AUGCUGGUCCACUACAUAUUGACUGCAAUAUUGGUGGUCUUUCUGGAGACUCGGCUAGGACGAGCAGAGUGUCCUCGCGGCUACAAAGCGAGUUCAUCCGGUCAAAGAGAGCCGUCGACAAAGUCGGAGAGCCAGAGGAUCUUGGAGAAUUUCCUCAACGAAAGGGAUGAGGCCACGAUCCGCUCCACAUGGAAUACUGCCAAAAAGAAUGGUAACAUCGGUCCCAAGACAUUCCUACGUUACUUUGAAUUGAAGCCUGAGGCACAGAAAAUGUUUCCAGCUUUUGCGGAAGUAGACCACAUGAAGCUGCCGACGAAUGAAGAUUUUCUCGCUCAAGCUCAGAAUUGCGUAUCUGGGCUCAAUUCAUACGUUGAACACCUUGGGAAAAAUCCCAAAAAUUGUCCGUUCAUCGCUAAGGCAAAAGGAAAAUAUCAUCAUGAAGAUCUUAAGCUUCUGGGAGUGACCCUAAUGGGAGUGUUGGAAGAAGAACUGGGGAAAGGAUUCACUGAUGAAACAAAGGAGGCGUGGAAGAAAGGACUUCGAGCGAUGAACGAAGCCGUCACGAAAAGACCAAAUCCGUCGAGACGUUAA